Molecule: messenger RNA, 736 nt
Organism: Cololabis saira (Pacific saury)
Lineage: Eukaryota; Metazoa; Chordata; Actinopteri; Beloniformes; Belonidae
Product: cholecystokinin-like
Exons: 4
Coding region: 43-456 (137 amino acids)
Biological process (GO): digestion
Cellular component (GO): axon; extracellular region
Molecular function (GO): neuropeptide hormone activity
Source: RefSeq, a predicted model, not a curated record
GUCUCACACACUCCUCCAACACGCCGAACUUCUUCUCUCAAGAUGACUGCAGGGCUCUGUGUGUGUUUCCUGCUGGCGGUCCUGUGUACAAGCUGUUUGGGACUCCCGUUCUCCUCCCAUCCCUCAGAUGAAGGCCAGCGCUCCAUCUCGGCUCCGUCUGCAGCUCUCCUGGAGGCAGGCACCUACAGUUUGGGAGAGCACCACCGCCGGCACAGUCGCUCCAGCCCCCAGCUGAAAGCUCUUCCUCUGGCUGAGGAAGAUCCAGACUCCCGUGCAAACCUCAGCGAGCUGCUUGCAAGACUCAUCUCCUCCAGGAAAGGAUCUGUGCGCAGAAACUCCACAGCAAACAUCAGAGGAGCUGGCCUGAGCGCCAACCACAGGAUAGCAGACAGGGACUACUUGGGCUGGAUGGAUUUUGGCCGGCGCAGCGCGGAGGAGUACGAGUACUCCUCGUAAAGGGAAGCUGCAGCUCCUGCCUCCUCCACGCAGGCACACGACGAUCAGCAGCCAGAAAAACCCACGCUGGCUGGCUCCUCACUGUCUCACAAUAAAAAGUCUAUUUAUGAUGUAUUUGUUGUACAUUUGUUUGUAAAACUGUAAUAAUGCAAUAUUCAUACGAUAUGCCACAUUCUGAAGAAAAACCCUCACUGUUUGUUUCUGGUUUGUUUCUCUUGUUUCUUUGUCAUUUGGGAAGGAGAAGAUUUUGGUGUGCUGAGACCGACUGGACUGAAUAAAG